Rotaria sordida is the source of this 834-nucleotide messenger RNA. The record is from the annotation of a GenBank genome assembly. Lineage: Eukaryota; Metazoa; Rotifera; Eurotatoria; Philodinida; Philodinidae.
AUGGAUGACAUCGUCGUUGUACAACCAAAAAAUGUAAAUCAAAUUAUAGUCGAUUUACAACAAUUAGCUGAUGAAAACGAAGAAUUACUAAAACAAAAACAAGAAACCAUUGAAGAAAAAGAAAAAACUAUUGAAGAAAAAGAAAAGCUGCUUAAAGAAGAAAAACAAAAAUGUUUAGAUCUAGAGAAAAAAUGUUUACUCCUCGAAAAAACAUUGAAAUCAAAACAAAUUACUUGGGGUGAUCAAAAAUAUGAAUUUAUCUCAAACAGAAUUUUUAAUUUAUUUACACUAACAUAUUUUGGCAUUUCAUGGAGAACUAUAGAUGAUUUUCUUCAGCAAAUUGGUGGAACAACAUGUCGUACAGCACACAAAUGGGCUGAAACAUUUAUUGCUGAUGAUUUGGAUGAAUUCAAUGAAGAGUGUCGUGGUCGAAAACGUUUUGAUAGAUAUCAACGAAAAGAUGCAUCUUUUACUUCGUUGGAGAUGGCUCAAUAUCUAGAUCAACAAUACUACAAAUUGACAGGACGGGUAAAAACAAGUGAUCAGUUAGUUCGCAGUGAACGAAUGUGUCGUCUUGAUUUACGUCGUUAUGGAUUCACAUUUGAUAAAAAUACACAGAGAUCAUAUUGGUCUGGCCAUGAACGACCAGAUGCUGUGGAAAAUAGAAAAGAAUUUGUUCAAGCAUUUUUAGAAAAUAAACAAAGUUAUUAUUUAGUUACAGAUGGUAUAAAUUCUCAAUGGAUAUUUCCAAAACAAGAUCCAGUUAUUCUGUUAUCACAUUCAUCAGCACGCGCAAGAACUAAUCAAGAGCUAUCAAAGAAACUAUUCAUAUAA